AUGUCGAUAUUCAAAGAGCUUCGGCGGCGGUCCAAGGCCAGCUUCCAAACGACCACCACAACCGACUCUCAAUCCAACGGCAAUGCGCCCAGCGGUCAGUCCUCCUCGACAAUAGGAACUAUAGACAGUUCGACAACGCCACCCUCUUCGAUCAAACCAUCUUUGUCCUCUCCUAAUCUCAGUACCCUCAACGAGGCAGUAGAUGGGUCCGCGGUGCCGCCAGUGCCGUCGCCGCUCCCACAACGUCCCGUACCGAUAACCUCCCAAUCCAACCGACACAGUUACUAUUCGACUAACGGCUCGCCCGCAAAUGGCUCUAUUCGGACACCCGUUGCAUCCUCGCCAUAUGCCCCACGCAUCAUUUCCGUGUCGGAUAAUUCAUGGGUACAUCAGAAGGUAUUGUUAGUAUCCGGCUACAUAGGCGACCCACGGCAGCGUCCAAUAGACGGAACCGUCACUCUACAUCACAACCAUGAUGGCUUCCCGGCGACGACUUGGCCCGUUUCCGAUUCACAUUUCAAGGCCCUUGUUCAUUUGGUGCCGGGACCAAAUCGACUUCGAUUCGAUUUUAGUUCCCCAAAACUAUCCUCCAGCUCAAGCUCCGGCCACUCAUCCUGGCAUAGCAUCAAUUACCUUCCUUUGACAAAUUCUCCACCUCUCGACUUGGUCAUACUCCUUGGAAAGGAUUCUCCGGGGACAUUUGACUCGACACCUGAACGAAUCCAAAGCGAGGGCAAUGAUCUCGAUGUGGCCAUUAAGAAAUAUCGAAUGGCUGCGUACUUGUGGCAAGCAUAUACCGGCGAACAAAUGUUUAGGAAUAGCUUCGGUAGGAGAUGUUUUAGGUUGGAAGAAGAAUGGCAAACGGGUACUUUAAGCCAACGGGACACUUCUACGGGGCAGAUCAGAAAUGAAGCCAAAGUACAUAUUGUGCGAACCGAAAAGACUGUGGCCGAGUUACGGGACUUGAAUAUAGCUCAGCAAUACAGACCCGCGACGAAGAAAGACGAACUGUUUAACAUCGCAAAAGAAGCCGUGACGGCGUACUUUCGGCCACAUCCUGAGCAGAAUCGUUAUGUUUCGGUUUUGCUGCUUGAUUCACAUUGGGACACCGCAUCCCAGGUGAUUACCGCACACGCCGCUCUAGGUUCCGAUGGUGGUAACAUAAAGAUGGCAAUAUUCGGUUCUCACAGCCUUCACAGCUAUCCCUCGUGUUUGGAGGAGGUGGCUUCCGUAUUCUCUGACUGUACAGAAACGGACACUAAAUAUGUCGCGAACGAUUGUGGAGAAGCGGGGAGUAACUGGGAGGCAGCAAAUAUUGGCAUUGGCGCCCAUUUGCAUGAAGUCGGUCACCUGUUUGGUAAUCCACACCGAGAGUCUGGUAUCAUGCUACGCGAUUAUACCCGUUUGAAUCGAACCUUCGUCACUCGCGAGCCAUAUUCGACUCGAACUAAAUCCCACGGCCUCAAAUUAUGCUUGCCAGCCGAUGAAUGCUCAUGGCAUCGCCUCGAUGCGCUUAGAUUUAGAUUUCAUCCUUGCUUCCGUCUACCAAGCGACCCUCCCAGUCAUCUGGAUGACAGUAUUCAGGCUUGGCCAGUGGAAAAUGGGAAAAUAUUGCUCACGGCGGCAUCGGGUGUGGCUUACUUGGAGCUUUAUACGGAAGGCGAUGAUCUCUGUCGCCAUCAUCUCGAGUUCAUCAACAACGAAUCUCCGAACAGCGGCAUACCGAAACAAGUGGCUAUCACCGAAACUGAAUUGCGAAAUCUCCUUCCGCCUGACCAGCAAAAGAGAAAAAUUCGGGUUGAGAUAUUUUCAGGCAAUCUUGGAACAUAUACAAUAGAUGAUUUGGGCGUUUUCAAGUCGAAAAAGUCAAUCGUCAAGCUUCCUAAGGGUCAAAUGGGCUUCCGGAGUAGCAAACUCGGGGCUUCACAAUUGGAAGGCAGCGAACCUCAGGAGAUUAUCCUGGAUAGCGUUUUCAUUCAGAAGAAGUUGUUGACAUCCAUCAAGGUAUAUCACGGCUAUGCUCUUGAUGGACUUGAAUUCUGUUAUGAAGAUGCAACCAGUCAAUUGUUCGGCAAGCGCGGGGGUAAGCCCGGUGGUGAUGAAUUUGUUUUUGACACACGACGAGGAGAGCAUUUACUAGGCUUUUAUGUCCGAGCUGGUCUUUGGAUUGAUGGCAUUGAAAUUAUUACGAGUUUUGGAAGAAAAUCGGGGGUAUACGGGAACGCCACAGGCGGAUCUGGACAUGCUUUGAUACCUCCUCGGGGCUAUAGCAUCGCCGGGGUUUCUGGAUCUUGCGGUCCAUGGGUUGAUGGGUUUUCGUUGGUCAUCACACGGUAA
This is a messenger RNA of Talaromyces marneffei, 2337 nucleotides long. RefSeq lists its product as uncharacterized. Gene Ontology annotation, cellular component: cytoplasm. Lineage: Eukaryota; Fungi; Ascomycota; Eurotiomycetes; Eurotiales; Trichocomaceae. The transcript has 5 exons. The record is from RefSeq and is a predicted model, not a curated record. Bases 1 to 2337 code for a protein of 778 amino acids.